Molecule: messenger RNA, 255 nt
Organism: Meira miltonrushii
Lineage: Eukaryota; Fungi; Basidiomycota; Exobasidiomycetes; Exobasidiales; Brachybasidiaceae
Exons: 2
Source: RefSeq, a predicted model, not a curated record
UUCUGUAUUCCAAUCAUCUUUGGAUGCCCAACAAAGAUUAAACAAGAAGGUGGCGGUCAAGCUCACGUAUGUCCCCGCUGUCAUAACGCUCAAGUCGUAACAGGUAAAAGUCGAACUUGGUUUGAAGUUUGUUGGAUUCCAUUGAUCCCAUUCAAAGCCAAACAUAUCUACAUUUGUGGAAUUUGUCAAUGGCAAGCACCACAAGAUGGUCAAUAUCAACCACAAGUUGCAGGCCAGCCAGGGUAUGCUCAACCG